AGCUUUGGUUGGUUUCUUGCCAACAGCAACGCGAUGGAUUUCGCUGCGGGGGCCGGUGGGGACGUGACCUUCCGAAUGGUGGGCGGGAUUCUGGAGCUGUGGGUGUUUUGUGGCCCCGGUCCGGAGCAGGUGACGGCGCAGUACCAGGAGGUGGUGGGACGGCCCGCCAUGCCGCCGCGUUGGGCGCUGGGAUUCCACCAGUCCAGGUACGGGUACGGCAGUGUGGACGAGCUGGAGGACGUAGUUGCGUCGUACAACCAGGCACGCAUCCCGCUUGACGUGGUCUGGAGCGACAUUGACUACACGGACCGAGCGCGGAUGUUCACAGUGGACCCCGAGCACUACCCCCAACAGCGACUGAGGGCUUUAGUGGACAGCCUACAUGCCAGUGGGCGGCGCUGGGUGCCUAUACUGGACUGCGGCAUCACGGCGCUGCCUGGAGCUGGGUACGAGCCGUACGAGAGGGGCUUGUCGUACGAUGUCUUUAUCAAGGACAGCGGUGGGCAACCGCUGGUGGGACAGGUAUGGUCAGGGCCUACCCAUUGGCCGGAUUUCAUGCACCCCAACGCCACGCCGUACUGGACGAGCCUCAUGGCGGAGAUGUACGACAAACUGCCGUAUGACGGCAUCUGGCUGGAUAUGAACGAGCCGUCGAACUUUUGCACGGGCGAGUGUGAGCUGCCGGCGCGGCGGUCACCGUCUGCAGCGGCGGCGGCGGCAGCGACAGAGGUUGGCGCCGCCGCUGCCGUCGCCGCCGCCGCCGCUGCUUCUGGCCGUCCGGCGGGGCCCUUGGGCAUCGCUUGUGUACUGCAGUGCAGACAGCCCGGGUGGGUGUACGACGCGCUGUCCAACCCGCCGUACCGCGUCAAUAACGGUAACCGCCAUGCGCCCUUGUACGGCAACACCCUGCCGAUGACGGCCGUGGGGUACGGUGGUGUACGGCAGUACGACGCGCAUAACCUGUACGCGCUGGCGGAGAGCCGUGUGACUCACGCAGCGCUGCGGUCGGUCAACCCCGGCGCAAGGCCCUUCAUCCUCACCAGGUCUUCCUGGGCUGGUCAGGGUCGCUACUCGGCUCACUGGACUGGGGACAACACCGCCAGCUGGGAUGACUUGCGGAGGUCUCCGGGGGGCCUUAUGGCGGCAUCUCUGGCGGGUAUGGCCCUUGCGGGGGCGGAUGUUUGCGGCUUCAUGGGGGCCACCAAUGAGCAGCUGUGUGCCAGGUGGUUGGCAGCGGGCGCCUUCUACACCUUCGCUCGCGACCACAGCGACCGAGGCUCACCCCCUCAGGAGCCCUACCGCUGGCCGCUGGUGGCGGAGGCGGCGCGUAAUGCGCUGGGCGCUAGGUACUCUCUGUUGCCGUACCUGUACACUGCCUUUUACCUGGCGCACACCCGCGGCGGCACGGUAGCACGGCCGCUGGUCUGGGCGGUCCCAGGUGACCCACGGGUCACUGAUCUGUCCAGCCAGUGGCUACUGGGGGAUGCGUUGAUGGUGGCGCCCGUCCUGGCGCCCGACAUGGACACGGUGAAUGUGUAUUUCUCCGGCCCCGGC
This is a messenger RNA of Volvox carteri f. nagariensis, 1554 nucleotides long. RefSeq lists its product as uncharacterized. Lineage: Eukaryota; Viridiplantae; Chlorophyta; Chlorophyceae; Chlamydomonadales; Volvocaceae. The transcript is spliced from 8 exons. The annotation marks the transcript as partial. The record is from RefSeq and is a predicted model, not a curated record. Gene Ontology annotation, biological process: carbohydrate metabolic process. Gene Ontology annotation, molecular function: hydrolase activity, hydrolyzing O-glycosyl compounds.